UUCGCGCGAAAAACAUACUGAGAGACAAACGUAACUCGUUGAUAAUAAAAUAUUAUUUAUCAAUUAAAAGUACAUAAUUAAAUAAAUAUGUUUUGUUUGAAAUAUCGUCAGUUAUUACCAAAAACAAUUAUCGUCCGUAAAAUGGCUACUGUAAAAAGGUUUUAUCGCAAGACAAAUAUAUUACAAAGUGGUGAUAAAUAUGAAAUAACACUAGACCAACGAAAACUAAAGACACCUAAAGGACGAGUAUUUGAAGUCACGAGUAAACCAUUGGCUUUAGCUGUCGCAUUAGAAUGGGAUAGUCAAGAGGAAACUAUUCACAGGAGUAAUAUGCAUUUGACAGCUCUAUGCAGUACAUUUUUAGAUAACCCUCAGCAUUUAAGUUCCAUUGACAUUGUUAAUUAUAUUGCUAAUUAUUUAGAGACUGACACUAUUUUAUUUCAAUCGGACGAAACGGAAGAAUUAUUUAAACUGCAGAAAGAUAAAUGGGAUCCAAUGAUUCAGUGGUUUUGUGAUAAGUAUCAAGUCGAUAUAGAAAAAACUACAAGUAUAAGUGCGCCAAUUAUUCCGAGUAAUACCAAAGAAACCAUAGUAAGACAUAUGGCUUCUUAUGAUGCUGCAGCACUUCAUGGAUUUAUGUAUGGUGUUGAUGUAUUAAAAUCAGUUAUUCUAAUGCUAGCUUUGUCCGAAAGAGUCAUAAAUGUUGAAGAAGCUGUUAGUUUAUCGAGACUAGAAGAAGAGUUUCAGAUAUCACACUGGGGUAAUGUAGAAUGGUCCCAUGAAUUAAGCAAACAAGAUUUACAGGCACGAUUGGCAGCGGCAGUAUUAUUUAUUCAUUUAAAUUCAUCAUCCACUACUACAAAACCCAAACUUGACAGUACAUAG
This is a messenger RNA of Microplitis mediator, 885 nucleotides long. Its product is annotated as ATP synthase mitochondrial F1 complex assembly factor 2. Gene Ontology annotation, cellular component: mitochondrion. The record is from RefSeq and is a predicted model, not a curated record. The coding region runs from base 88 to 885 and encodes 265 amino acids. NCBI's taxonomy places the organism in Eukaryota, Metazoa, Arthropoda, Insecta, Hymenoptera, Braconidae. Gene Ontology annotation, biological process: mitochondrial proton-transporting ATP synthase complex assembly. The transcript is spliced from 6 exons.